AUGCCGCAUCCACUUCAAUUUAAAGUACAUCCAAGCACCGGAGAAGACGACGACAACCAUCCUUUAUCUGUAAAGCAAGAUACUCAUGUCUCUGCACGGUCUACUACACGUUCCCUCUCUUCACCCCCACAUUCCCCACCCGCCCAAUCCUCGACUUCCUUUCUAACUACUCUCCAGUCGUUCGUUCCGCGAAAUAAGAGGUUUCUCCGUAUUUAUACUGGCCUUCACAUUACCCUAGCUCUUCUUUU
Messenger RNA from Paraglomus occultum, 248 nucleotides. The record is from the annotation of a GenBank genome assembly. NCBI's taxonomy places the organism in Eukaryota, Fungi, Glomeromycota, Glomeromycetes, Paraglomerales, Paraglomeraceae.